Messenger RNA from Daldinia loculata, 1135 nucleotides. RefSeq lists its product as uncharacterized. The coding region runs from base 242 to 913 and encodes 223 amino acids. NCBI's taxonomy places the organism in Eukaryota, Fungi, Ascomycota, Sordariomycetes, Xylariales, Hypoxylaceae. Gene Ontology annotation, molecular function: RNA binding. The record is from RefSeq and is a predicted model, not a curated record. Gene Ontology annotation, cellular component: cytoplasm; nuclear exosome (RNase complex). Gene Ontology annotation, biological process: RNA processing. The transcript is spliced from 2 exons.
ACUGCCGGAUCGCACCAUCUCAGGAACACAGCGGUGCGUAGUACCCGGCAUCGUAUUCGUACUUUUUUAUCUCUUAUCUAAAGUUUUAUCGGCUCACAAGUGCAUCUCGGAGCAGAUCCAGUCCGUCUGCAACCCGCUUACAUCGCCAAUCAAUCACACCGACGACAUUUCUUAACCCGCGCUCCAAUUCGAAUUUCCGAUCCAAUAAAUAUUUUUCCCACUGCUGGCUGUGCCGCGAAAGAUGACGCAGGCGGUUGCGGUUGCGGUUCCCGGGCAGCUUCUCGGCCCUGCGGAUAAGUACUCCGCGGGCGCCGGGACGCAUAUCCACGAGGCGAACUUGUACUCGUCGCUGCUUGGCACGGUUGCGGUUGCGCAGCCUGAGAAGGUGCCUGGGCCUGCGAAGAGAUUGACGAGGAUCGCGGCGUUGGCGGCGGGCAAUACCGGCAGUAACAAUAACAGCGGCAGCAGCAGCAGCAGCAAUACCCUACCCACGAUCUCAGUCUCGCGCUCAGGUGUCUCGGAGAAGCGCGAGGUCCUACCCGAAGUCGGUAACGUGGUACUAUGCCGCGUAACGCGCAUCACGCCGAAGCACGCAUCGGUUGCGAUCCUCGUCGUCGGCGACACGGUACUCGAGGCCGAGUGGCAGGGCUUGGUCCGAGUGCAGGAUGUCCGAGCCACGGAGAAGGACAGAGUCAAGAUAUACGAAAGCUUCCGGCCGGGUGAUAUUGUGAGGGCGCAAGUGAUUUCACUCGGCGACCAGGCUAAUUAUUACCUCUCGACCGCAAGCAACGAACUCGGUGUCAUCAUGGCUACGAGCGAAGCUGGAAACCCGAUGUUUCCUGUCAGUUGGAAGGAGUAUAAAGACCCGGAGACUGGCCUUAGUGAGCCCCGGAAGGUCGCAAAGCCGUUUUGAGCUUCGUGACUACCUUUAUUACGGUCCCGAGGUUUAGAACGACCUUAUAUCACCGGGCACUUCGAGCUGGCUUAUGACCCAGAAACUAUCGAAAUGUCCCUUAUGGAUUUCCCCCCCAAUUCAAAUUUCAAACUGGCGUACUCGGAUUGUUUCAAUCGGCGUUUAAAAGUUACAAUCCGCGGCUAGAAGAUAUCGCCGUGGCGACGCUCUAAUGGAUACCUA